AGCCUCAAGUUCAAAGCGUUAGCAGUGGCGUCCAUUUGCCUAACUCAGCCAACUUGUUUACGUUCCGAAGAUGUGCGCAUUUACAGUUUGAUCUGUUCUAGUUAAAGACAAGAAAAAUGGAUGAAAAUUGGGCUGUGGUUCCCGCUCCUGAACAGUCAUCCUUUAACAGAGAGCUGUUUUUAUCUCGCCUUGUGCAAGGGGCAUCACAGUUUUUGGAUCUCUUGCAUGAAAGUUUACAGUAUGAAUCAAAUCUGUCAUCGUUAAAUGUGAUAUGUGAUGUUGUGAAAUUCUUGCAGACACACUCAGAUAUUCCAGACCACUCUGGAGGAAAAACUGAAACUAUUACAGAAAGAAGUGAAGCAAAUAAAUUCAAUAGCCAAUGUUCACAGACAGUAGUAACUUCAGAGGACAUAGACCGUCUAGGAAUUCAAAUAGAAGAACAACAGAGCAAAAGGAAAACAGCGAAAACUGAUAUCACAUUGCCAACGACAAGCAAGGAACCAAAACCAGAAGAAGAAGAUAAUAGUGGUGAACAGACAGGUGUCAGGAAAAGCCGUAGAAUAAGGAAGAUUAAGAACUUUAAAAAGUUGUAUGAUGAUGAUAAUGAUGAGGAUUUUGAUUCAGAAGAUGAAGAUUACACUCACUCAGAAAAAAAGAAACAGCAGCCAGCGAGUACAAAGAAAAGGAGGGGGAGGCCACCUGGGUCGUCUCAGAAGUCUGUCAGAUCAAGUGCAGAAAGUCUUCCACAAAGGAGAACUCCAGCACCAAAAAAGAACAAACCAGGUAACAGGUGUGAGCUGUGCAGUAUGUCAUUCACUCGAUGCACCGGUCUACAGCUUCAUCUACGCACCCACAUGACGACAGAUCCUCUCCAGUGUGGCAUUUGCAAGAAAAGUUUUGUGGCUCUUAAGGGCUUGGCGAAUCAUGUGUCUUCCCACCAAAGUAAUACGGAGAUGGAGAAAAUAAGCUGUUGGAUUUGCGAGGAGUCCUAUUAUAACAUCUCUACGCACCUGCUUGACCACGCAGAGUUUUUCAAAUACAAGUGUGACUUUUGCGCAGAGACAUUUACUGAUUUACUGGAAAUGAAUGAGCACUGGGCCUCUCACAGAGAGGAGUGGCUUGCCUCUGUGAAGGACUCCGUCAAAUCUCAAGUGAAAACAGAGAAUUAUAACUCAGAUGUGGAAACUGGGGAUGCGCUGAAAUCUGCCGGCAACCUGGCAGAAGAUGAGAAACCCUUCACCAAGUCCUCAGUAAUGUGCAAGUGCAUUCCAUGUAAAAUGAUGUUCCCGUCAGCAUUGGAGUUGAAAAUUCAUUCUCAAGAAAUGCACUCUAACAGAAAAGUGAAGCCUGUACAAUGCAAAAUAUGUAAAAAAUAUUUUUCAUCUAUACAAGUUCUUGCAAGUCAUGCCUUGAAACACAAAGAUAAGAAAGCUUGCUGGUUAUGUGGAGUGACAUGUAAACACCUGUCCAUCCACAUGAAAGUACACGAGACAGAUUUUGAUUUUGGUUGUGGUGAAUGCGAGAAAAUAUUCCCUACGAUAUAUCUGCUGCACGGGCACCAAAUGUCCAAACACGUGCAAGAGAGACCCCAUGAGUGUGACAUCUGUCAUAAGACCUUCAAGCUGGCCCAUGGACUCACGGCUCACAAGCGAACUCACCAAGCACACCGAACCCCAAGCUAUGAAUGCAAGUCCUGUGGCCGACACUUUUACAGCCGCAGUGGAAGAAGUACUCACAAAUGCAAGGAGGAAGAGGGAGCAGAGGAAAGCACUCUCAUCUGCCAGAUAUGUGGAAAGAUAUACAGGGACAACAUCUUCUUCACCAACCACAUUGAGUCCAAUCACAGUGCAGAAACGGAUCUGGUGUGUGAGUUUUGUGAUGAAGUGCUGCCCACCACCAAAGACCUCAUCUCUCAUAGGAACUUCAAGCACCUGGAGGAAGUGAAGCCGUUCCACUGUGUCCCUUGUGGCUUGACCUUCACCAAACUGCUCGAACUCACCGAGCAUUUGAAAAAAAACAACUGCACGGCUGAGAGCCAGUGUGAGGAUUGUGGGAAAAGUUUCACAAGAAAGUUUGAAUACAAGCUUCAUUCUCAUGUAGAAUGUUUAGCAAAUAAAGUCAUUGCCACACCCAAACUGGACUCAGUACAUCAGUGCAAAAUUUGCUUUAGAAAUUUCAGCCUGUUCAGCUCUUUGGCUUUCCAUUCCACAAGACACGCCAGGAAUAGAGUGUGCUGGGUCUGUGGCAAGGUUUGCAAGCACCUGUCGAUUCACAUGAGACAGCACUAUGACCUGUUUGAGUUCUCCUGUACCAAAUGUGACAAGAAGUUCCCCACCAAGUCUCAACUUCAGUCUCAUGAGGCUUGUCACAUGGAGAAGAGUCCAUACGUCUGUGACAUUUGUGACAGGAGCUUUGGCCGCGCCCAUCGCUUGAAAUUGCACAAGAUGACUCAUGAAACCAACAGAAGACGAGAUUACUUCUGUGAAAUGUGUGGUAAAUUUUUCUACAGUAAGAAAAGUUUAAGCACCCACAGAACCUCACAUAUGAAAGAAAGAGAUAAAGAACAGGCAGUUAUUCCGCUUACGUGUCAAAUCUGUGGAAGAAAUUACAGAAAUGAAAUUUACCUCACCAAUCACCUAGACAAUGCGCACAAGGAAGAGAAGGAUUUAGUGUGUGAUUUCUGUGACAUGACUCUGUCCACCACCAAGGAACUGAUCUCACACAGAAACCUUUUGCAUUUAGAGGAGGAAAACCCAUAUCACUGCUCUUUUUGUGGCGACGUAUUUGCUACUGUUGAAGAUUUGCUGGGACACUUGAGGUCUCAUGAAGGAUACUGUGUUGGUAACUGUGAUAGCUGCGGUCUUUCUUUUAAUCGAAAGUUUGACCUCAAAGUUCACAGCCUUAGUCAUCUUCCUCGAGAGGUCAUACUUCAGAAACUUGGCAAUGCUGAGCAGCAAGAGACUUGUCCUUUCAGGUGUCAAGUUUGUGGCAAAAAAUUUACCCGCAAUUUUGCCUAUGAAUCGCAUUUCCACAAGCACAACAUGUUUGAGUUGGCCUAUUGUGACUACUGCGACCAGUCCUUCCAAGACAGCAAAGAGAUGCUGGAUCAUCGACGCAAGAUGCACAACGAUCAGCCCAACCCGUACAUCUGCUCUCUGUGUGGGCAGGGCUUUGACCACAGCGCUAAGCUCGUUGACCACCUUUACACGCAUCCCGAACGAAAUUUGUACAGCUGUAACAAGUGUCAGAUGACAUUCAGUCGACAGUUCGACUUGGCUAUUCACAAGUUUGACCACAACUGGACACGGUUCUUCUGUGAUCUGUGCCCACGGUCGUACGCAAGCAGGGGCAGCUUAGUGACCCAUAUGAAAAACCACAGCGGCAACUUUGACCACAAAUGCGACUACUGUGACAAGAGAUUCAAGACUGGGUCUGAGGUUCGCAUCCACCACCGUACCCACACCCGAGAGCAGCCAUAUUCUUGCCGCUACUGUGGGAAGAGAUUCAGCCGCAGCUCCACUAAAGUCAGUCAUGAGCGCAUUCAUACAGAUGAGCGUCCUUACCCGUGCAACAUCUGUGGAUCUGCGUUUAGGUUGGGUUCUACUCUGAAAAAGCAUCAGAAACGGGUCCACAGAGACAUUAAAGUUGUCUCCAAGCAGUUCAUCCCACCCAUGGAGGCUGAUCAACCUCCUGCUCCCCCUGCUCCUCCGCUUCCUCCCCCACACUCAGUACCUGAGCCUCAAUACUACACAGAACAGGUGAUCCCAACUCACACCGAACAUCGAAUAGAGAUUCCGGAUAAGCAAGAGAGCUAUGUCAUCCAUGUUUAUGACAACGUCCUGCACCCAAUUGAGCUGAGUUCAGCUGUCAACACUAUAACGUACACAAACACGUAGAGAGUGGAAAACAUACAUGAACACUGUAACUGUUUUCCUGCUGGGGGUGGGUUUCCACCAUUGUGCUAGAACAGUGUGUUGUUUAUGUGACAAGUUGAAGGUGGUGUUUGGAGAGGCUAAUUACCUGACUUAUUUUACCAAGUAAAGUAGACAUGUUGUAUUUCAAAAUUAAGACAAAAAAGGGGUCAGAAAAAAAUAAUCUAUAGAAUGUGUUUAAGCAACCAAAAAAGAGUACGUUUUGCAAUUGGCACAAGUGGAGCAACCCCUCAAUGAGGGCAGUCACGAAAAGGGUGUUAUCUGAAGUGAAAUGUAUUUCAUUGGUAUUUUUGCAUUCAGCUUUUUCAUCUUGGCUGCUAUAGAUCUAUACCUAUACCUAUGACUAUGUCGGGACCUCAGUGCUUUCUUGUCGUAUCUCCAUUUUUAACAAUAGUGAAAACAGUUCAUAACAAAGAGUGAGCUUAAAAAGUAGUCACAUUUUCACUGUUAAAAAAAUGGAGAUACAUCAAGAAAGCACUGGGGUCACAAUGUGUAGAACAGAUUAAUUGUUCCCCUUUUUGUCAUGUGAUUCCAUGGUGUUUUGUGGGUAUAGCAGAUUAAUAUGCUAUCUGUUACAUAUUUUGGUUCUUGGGAUAUUUUACCUAAUUUUGAUGUCCUCUCAAUUGUGCAUCCCCCCCUCCCCCUCCCCCAAGUUAUGGGAGGGACCACAGAGACAUAAUGUAGUUUCAGAUACUGAAAUCUGUACGUGAUCGUUCUAGCAAAUUUGUGUUAGAAAAACCUGUUUGAUAUAGAAUUUUGUAGCAGACAUGAAACAAUUUAUUUUAAAUUGUUUUUACCUUCAAGGCGUUUAAUGUUAAGAGAAUCAUAUCUGAGUUAAAGUCUUUUUUCUGAACUUAGUUGCAGCUUUCUGGACAGUUUGUUUUCCCACCAUUGCAGACAAGCAAAUGACAACACAAAGUACCGUACAUAAUACUGACAUGAGUUACAUUUUCCGGAUCACUGUUGUUGAUUCUUAUUAGUGGCAAGAAUUAUUUGCUGGCAACUAAACAAAGGUUCAGUUUAGUGAUCUUGCCUCAUAUUGCCAAAACUAUUAGACAACCAGGGUAUAGAGCGAUUUUACCCUGAAAUUGAGUUUUUUGGUUUGGGGUUUUUUGGUGUUUUUACAUGAUGAUUUUCUUUGUUGUUUUUCUUGGUUAUUUUUGUUUUGUUUUUGUCUUUUGGGGUCUAAUUUAAGCACAGUUUUCUCUUUGUCUUACUAUUGGAAACCAAAAGCUUUUAGUUUAAAAGAGCAGAAGAAUGCUCUUUCCUUUGCAUUUUGAAAAGUUUGCUUUGUUACUGGAUGAUUACAACCACUUUUCCAUUAGUAUAAUUUUUAAAAAAUAAAGCUAGAUCUAAUUCUUUAAUUGAGAGGGGAGGGGAUUGCUGUUGUCUUCUUAU
Molecule: messenger RNA, 5330 nt
Organism: Aplysia californica (California sea hare)
Lineage: Eukaryota; Metazoa; Mollusca; Gastropoda; Aplysiida; Aplysiidae
Product: zinc finger protein 814
Exons: 17
Coding region: 117-3896 (1259 amino acids)
Source: RefSeq, a predicted model, not a curated record